CACUUUCAUUCUUCACAAACCCUAAUCCUCAGAUCCACCGCGCAGCAGAGAAAUGGGUCGGGUCAUCCGCGCACAACGUAAAGGAGCCGGCAGCGUCUUCAAGUCCCACACCCACCACCGCAAGGGCCCCGCCCGCUUCCGCAGCCUCGACUUCGGCGAGCGCAACGGCUACCUCAAAGGCGUCGUCACCGACAUCAUCCACGACCCUGGCCGCGGCGCGCCGCUCGCCAGAGUCACCUUCCGCCACCCCUUCCGCUACAAGCACCAGAAGGAACUCUUCGUCGCCGCCGAGGGCAUGUACACCGGCCAGUUCAUCUUUUGCGGCAAAAAGGCCAACUUGAUGGUCGGAAAUGUCUUGCCUCUCAGGUCGAUUCCCGAAGGGGCUGUGGUUUGUAACGUCGAACACCAUGUCGGUGAUCGCGGCACGUUGGCCAGAGCUUCGGGAGAUUAUGCUAUUGUCAUUAGUCAUAAUCCCGAUAACGGAACCUCUCGGAUCAAACUUCCAUCUGGUUCCAAGAAAAUUGUUCCAAGUGGUUGUCGAGCCAUGGUUGGGCAGGUAGCUGGAGGAGGAAGAACAGAGAAGCCCAUGCUAAAGGCUGGUAAUGCCUAUCACAAGUAUCGCGUGAAGCGUAACUGCUGGCCCAAGGUUCGUGGUGUUGCUAUGAAUCCUGUGGAGCAUCCUCAUGGUGGUGGUAAUCACCAACAUAUUGGUCAUGCCAGUACUGUCCGUCGUGAUGCUCCCCCUGGUAAAAAAGUUGGUCUCAUUGCAGCAAGGAGGACUGGUCGGCUCCGUGGACAAGCUGCUGCUACAGCUUCUAAAGCUGAUAAAUAAGAAGUCUGUGAUCUGUCUUCUUUGUCAUUCCUUGUUUCUUAGUUUGAAUCUGUUUUUUUGCGGAAGUUCUGUAGUAAGAUGAUGCCUACUACUUUAUGUUCGGAACCAAUUUGCUUAAGUUUUGUUUUAUAUAUCAUAUAUCAUGACUUGAGAUUAGUAUGUUAUGUGAAUUUCAGUCAUUCAGGGUU
Messenger RNA from Daucus carota subsp. sativus, 1020 nucleotides. RefSeq names its product large ribosomal subunit protein uL2x. NCBI's taxonomy places the organism in Eukaryota, Viridiplantae, Streptophyta, Magnoliopsida, Apiales, Apiaceae. Gene Ontology annotation, cellular component: ribosome; cytosolic large ribosomal subunit. The record is from RefSeq and is a predicted model, not a curated record. Gene Ontology annotation, molecular function: structural constituent of ribosome; RNA binding. Gene Ontology annotation, biological process: cytoplasmic translation. Bases 53 to 832 code for a protein of 259 amino acids. The transcript has 2 exons.